GGGUUCGGCCGGUACCGCCCCGCUCCUCCCCCUCCUCCCCCAGGAGCCAGCCCAUCCCGCUCGGUUCUCCGUCCAAAGCUCUCCGCCUGAGGGUUCGGUUCGUGUCUGUUCCAGGCUGAAGGACCACCCCGUUCCGGACCGGCGCCCUUCCGUCUCAAAGUUCUGGACCUGGUUCUGGGAGAGUUCGUGUCCGUGGGUCCAGAAUGGGUUGGUCUGUCCCGCUUCUGCUGUCAGUCAUGUGCGCGCGCCUCGCGGCGGGAGUCCCGGACGGAGAGGACGUCCAAGUGAUCGACGUGCUGAGUCUGCAGGAUGCAAAGCAGAGCGCCGUGGCGGUGAAGAAGCUGUCGGACGGACUGAGCGCGCUCAGCGACGUGUACGUGGUGUCGACGCUCCGGCUGCCGCUGAAGCUGAGCGGCGUCCUGAUGGGUCUCUACAGCCGGCAGGACAGCAGGAAGUUCCUGGAGGUCGCCGUCAUGGGGAAGAUCAAUAAAGUCGUGGUCCGUUACGCGAAGGCUGACGGUAAAAUCCAGACGGCCAACCUGCAGAACGCCAACCUGGCCGACGGGCGGGCUCACUCCCUCAUCCUGCGGUUGGGCGGCCUUCAGCGCAGCAGCGUUCAGCUGGAGCUGUACGUGGACUGCCGGUUGGUGGACUCCAGCCAGGGCCUGCCGCCGCUGCCGCCGCUGCCCAGGGAGGCGGAGACGGUGGAGGUCCGCCACGGACAGAAGUCGUACUCCCGCCUUCAGGGGUCCUUGGAGUCCCUCCAGCUGGCUCUAGGGGGCAGCGUUGUAAAAGCUGGAGCUCUCACCGACUGUCCGUUUCAGGACGCCUCAGGAUACAACUCAGCGAGGGGGGAGGUCAGCUCCAUCCUGGGUGAUCACACCAAGGCUCUGAUUGGUCAGCUCAUCAUCUUCAACCAGAUCCUGGGGGAACUGCGGCAGGACAUCAGGGAGCAGGUGAAGGAGAUGUCGCUGAUCCGGAACACCAUCCUGGAGUGUCAGGUUUGUGGUGAGUCUGCCGCUCGGUUCUGGACGUUUCCUGGUAUCUGGAACCCGAACCUGACCUGUUUGUCUGUAGGCUUCCACGAGCCCCGCCCCCGCUGCUCCCCCAACCCCUGCUUUAAGGGCGUGGCCUGCAUGGACAGCCCGCAGUACCCCGGCUACGUCUGUGGACCCUGCCCGCCCGGAACCACCGGCAACGGGACGCACUGCAGCGACAUCGACGAGUGUGAGCUGCAGCCCUGCUUCUCCCCCGAAGCCUGCGUCAACACCAUGGGGGGGUUCAGCUGUCGCCCCUGCCCUCCUGGGCUGUGGGGCCCCCCGCUGGCUGGGACGGGACAGGACUACGCCAAAGCGCACAAACAGGAGUGUGUGGACAUCGACGAGUGUGUGGACCUUCCUGACGCCUGUGUGUUGAACUCUGUCUGCAUCAACAGCGUGGGCUCCUACAGUUGUGGAGGCUGUAAACCAGGUUUCUUUGGGAACCAGUCGUCGGGCUGCCUCCCGAAGCUGUCCUGCGCCGCCUUGGCCUUUGACCCCUGCGACGUCAACGCGCAGUGCACCAUGGAGAGGAACGGGGAGGUGUCCUGCAGGUGUAACGUGGGCUGGGCCGGGAACGGGCACACCUGCGGCGGGGACACGGACAUCGACGGCUAUCCGGACCGCUCCCUGCCCUGCAUGGAUAACGACAAACACUGCAAAAAGGACAACUGCGUCUUCACGCCGAACUCCGGUCAGGAGGACACUGACAACGAUGGCAUUGGUGACCAGUGUGACGAGGACGCAGACGAUGACGGCAUCAAGAACGUGGAGGACAACUGUCGCCUGGUCUCCAACAAAGACCAGCUGAACUCAGACAGCGACUCGUUCGGUGACGCGUGCGACAACUGCCCCACGGUCCCAAACAGCGACCAGACGGACACCGACAACAACGGACAGGGAGACGCCUGCGACCAGGACAUCGACGGAGACGGUAUUCCCAACGUUCUGGACAACUGUCCGAAGGUGCCAAACCCGUUACAGACGGACAGAGACAGAGACGCAGUGGGGGACGCCUGCGACAGCUGUCCUGAAAUCAGCAACCCCACACAGACGGAUGUAGACAACGACCUGGUGGGAGACCUCUGUGACACCAACCAGGACAAGGACGGAGACGGGCAUCAGGACAGCAGAGACAACUGUCCGGACAUCCCCAACAGCUCCCAGCUGGACUCUGACAACGACGGGCUCGGCGACGACUGCGACGAUGACGACGACAACGACAACGUCCACGACGACUACGACAACUGCAGACUCAUCCAGAACCCCAACCAGAAAGAUUCAGACGGAAACGGAGUCGGAGACGUUUGCGAGAACGACUUUGACAACGACGCCGUCAUGGAUAUGGUGGACGCGUGUCCCGAGAGCGCCGAGGUCACGCUCACCGACUUCAGGGCGUUUCAGACGGUGAUUCUGGACCCAGAGGGAGACACUCAGAUCGACCCCAACUGGGUGGUGCUCAACCAGGGCAUGGAGAUCAUCCAGACCAUGAACAGUGACCCCGGUUUAGCCAUCGGCUACACGGCGUUUAACGGCGUGGACUUUGAGGGCACCUUCCACGUCAACACAGUGACAGACGACGACUACGCCGGCUUCAUCUUCGGCUACCAGGACUCGUCCAGCUUCUACGUGGUGAUGUGGAAGCAGAUGGAGCAGGUGUACUGGCAGUCCGUCCCCUUCAAGGCGCAGGCGGAGGCCACGCUGCAGCUCAAGGCUGUGAAGUCUCAAACCGGCCCGGGGGGGUAUCUGAGGAACGCUCUGUGGCACACCGGAGACACGCCUGGAGAGGUGACGCUGCUCUGGAAGGACCCACGCCAGACGGGCUGGAAGGACAAAACCUCGUACCGCUGGCAGCUCAGCCACAGGCCGCAGGUGGGAUACAUCAGGGUGAAGCUGUUUGAGGGGAAGACCAUGGUGGCCGACUCCGGCGUGGUGGUCGACACCUCCAUGAGGGGGGGGCGGCUGGGAGUCUUCUGCUUCUCCCAGGAGAACAUCAUCUGGUCCAACCUGCGGUACCGCUGCAACGACACGGUUCCUGAGGACUUCAAGACCCACCGGCAGCAAUUUAUGACACAGAUCCAGGUCUGAGCUGCAGGGGGGCCGACCCGCAAACAUGGAGAUUCCCAUGACGACAGGAGCACCUGAACGCACCGUGACUGUUCACAUCCCAAAGAAGAAACACUGAAACCAGGAAAGUCCAGCAACAAGAAAAGUUCACGUCUUCAUGUUUGAACUUAAUUCCAAAGAACCAGGAGACCGCCCCAGGAGAGAGGGGGGGUCUUGAGCUUUCUCCUCACAGUUCGGUCAGAAAGUUUGUUUGAAGCUCAGAAACUUUAUGUGACGUUUAGGGACGUUUGUGUUUUCAUCCUCUCAUCCAGUCUGAAUAAAAGUCUGAUGGAAACAGAA
Messenger RNA from Oryzias melastigma (Indian medaka), 3443 nucleotides. It is a transcript of the gene thbs3a, whose product is annotated as thrombospondin 3a. The record is from RefSeq and is a predicted model, not a curated record. NCBI's taxonomy places the organism in Eukaryota, Metazoa, Chordata, Actinopteri, Beloniformes, Adrianichthyidae. Bases 204 to 3125 code for a protein of 973 amino acids. Gene Ontology annotation, cellular component: extracellular region. Gene Ontology annotation, biological process: cell adhesion. The transcript is spliced from 22 exons. Gene Ontology annotation, molecular function: calcium ion binding; heparin binding.